Messenger RNA from Ziziphus jujuba (common jujube), 2525 nucleotides. Its product is annotated as subtilisin-like protease SBT4.10. Gene Ontology annotation, biological process: proteolysis. Gene Ontology annotation, molecular function: serine-type endopeptidase activity. The record is from RefSeq and is a predicted model, not a curated record. NCBI's taxonomy places the organism in Eukaryota, Viridiplantae, Streptophyta, Magnoliopsida, Rosales, Rhamnaceae.
AUGGCUAAUUCAGUUUUUCUUCUCUGCCCAUUGUUAUCUGCAGCAUUUGUCCUCAAUUGCCAUGGAUCACAGGAGGAGUGGAAGCUUCACAUUGUGUACAUGGGAGAGCGGCCCGAAGGGGAAUUUUCUGUUGCAUCGACCCACCAUUCCAUGCUAGCUAAUGUUCUUGGAAGUGCAUCAUUAGCUAGAGAGUCACUUGUCUAUAGCUAUGGAAGAAGCAUUCACGGAUUCGCAGCUAGAUUAACCAAUAAGGAAGUUGAAAAAUUAUCAAAAAUGAAAGGAGUAAUUUCAGUGUUCCCAAACCAAAUAAUGAAACUCCACGCAACAAGGUCACGGGACUUCGUGGGUUUCUCCAAAGGCAAACAUGGGUCAGCUGUAGAAGGGGAUGUCAUUGUUAGGCUCACUGACACUGCCUAGCCAGAAUCAAAGAGCUUCAGCGACGAAGAUAUGACUCCACCACUUGCUAAAUGGAAGGGUACUUGCAAUGGUGCCAACUUCACCUGCAACAACAAACUAAUUGGAGCCUGCUACCACAAUUCCAAUGGAUAUUAUGAUGAGAAAGACUUCAAUUCCCCAAGGGACUACUCCAUUGGGCAUGGAACUGACACUAACUCAACUGGUGCAGGGAGGCAAGUGCCAGGAGCGAGCUACUAUGGAUUAGCCAAUGGUACAGCCAGAGGUUGAGUACCCUAUGCAAGGAUUGCUGUCUACAAAGUUUGCUCGUUAACUGGAUGCUCUGUUGCUGAUACCUUGGCGGCAUUUGAAGAUGCCAUAGCAGAUGGACUUGAUAUCAUAUCUAUCAUAUCCGUGUCCCUUGGUUCUGAUUUUCCAUUUCCAUAUUUCCAUGAUCCAAUUGCCAUUGCCUUUUUUCACGCAAUGAAAUGUGGUAUAUUGACCUCCAAUUCUGCUGGAAACUCUAGACCUUACCCUUACUCAAUUUCCAAUUUUGCACUUUGGACUCUCACUGUUGCUGCCAACACCAUUGACAAAAAAAUUAUUGCCAAAGUAGUGCUUGAAAAUGAACAAAUUUUUGAUUAUGAAUCAAUACAGCCUGAUAUUACUGCUCCUGGUGUGGACAUUCUUGCUGCUUGGUCUCCUGUGGCAGGGCCUUCCAUCGACUGGGAUGACACCAGGAGCGUCGAUUUUGACAUAAUCUCAGGCACGUCCAUGUCUUGCCCUCAUGCUAGUGGUACAGCUGCUUAUGUUAAGGCUGCCCAUCCCUACUGAUCUCCUACUGCUAUCAAGUCUGCGCUCAUGACCACAGCUCAUAUCAUGGAUAGAAACAAGAAUGAAGACCUUGAGUUUGCUUAUGGCUCUAGUCAUAUCAACCCAGAGCAUGCAUUGGAUCCUGGGCUCGUUUAUGAUGCAUCAGAGGCAGAUUACAUUGAUUUUCUCUGCAAGCAGGGUUACAACAGCACUUUAAGCCUUAUCACCGGUGAGAAUAGCAGCACUUGCAGCAUCACAGAGCUAGGAAGAGGUUGGAAUCUCAACUAUCCCUCUCUCCAACUUGGCGUGGAGGAUGGCCAGAGUAUCGAUGCUGUUAUCAAUAGGACAGUUACCAAUGUCGGUUCACCAAAGUCAACUUACACUGUCAAUAUUUACUUCCCUUCCUCUGUCACUGUUAAUGUGGAGCCAUCUACUCUUUCAUUCUCUGCUGUUGGAGAAAAGAAAUCGUUCACAGUUAUGGUCAAGGGUUCACCGAUAACACAGCAGUCAAUCGCACCUGGUGUGAUCACAUGGAAGGAUGGUGUCCAUUCAGUAAGAAGCCCCCUAGUGAUCUACAAUAUCAUCCUAGGUACCAUUUAUUCUUCCUACUCCACACCUGAGAAAAAAACCAAAUUUCAAAGGUUCAACCAUUUACCACAAGAAUGGAUCCUGGGACGCAACUAGAUUGCAUGCAACAUACCUUUACUGAGCAUUUCUUAUGCAUUUAAAUUGUGGGUUACUUAAAUUCCUUGCAAGACUGAAAAUAGAUCUUCUUUAAUAUUACUGUGUAGUGUUUGUCGACAUUUGGGAUGUAAAGUCUAACCUGUACUGUACAAGCUUUCAAUGAGACACUAAAGAGUAUCGUUUGGUUCUAUCCUCUAUCUUCCAUCCCUUUUUGAUGUCAUUGCUCAAUGUUAAUUGCAUCCCUUUGGUUCAAAAGAGAAGCAAACAAAUUUAAGAUUUCCAGGAUUUUAGCAAAGACUGAGCAGUCCAUUCAAGCCACAUUCAUUUUAACCAUACAACUUAAACCUAAAAAUUUACAUGACUAAAUCUUUGGAGAGAAAAAUAUGAAAUCUAAAAGAUCCACUAAAAACCACCUUGUACAAGCGAAAGACAGAAUUCACAGGUUCCUUUUCAAAUCUAAAAGAUCUCCUAAAAAUCACCUUGUACAAGCGAAAGACAGAAUUCACAGAUUCCUUUUCAACCACUGCGAUGAACAACGAUGCAAUGAAACAUGCACAUAACCAAGAAUACAUGAACAGUCGCAGUUCUCCAUCUCUCAAAGACUUUGGAGAAUUGCGAAAUUUCAUAGAGUAAGG